CAUUAUCUGUGAUAGUGAAUUGAAUUGAACGACUAUUUGAGAUACAAAAAUUCGUCGAAGCUUAUAGUUCAAUCUAAUAAGUUCUGCGUCUGUCGCAAAUAUGGCCGUCCUGUAAUGAAUCGGUGGUCAGUGAUAUUAUAGUAAUUUCACAUAAUGCAAAAUUUCAAAAUGGAGCUUCGUGUCGGUAACAAAUAUCGAUUAGGACGUAAAAUUGGAUCGGGAUCAUUUGGAGACAUUUAUUUAGGCACAGAUAUUGUAACGAAAAAGGAAGUAGCCAUUAAAUUAGAAUGCAAGAAAACAAGGCAUCCACAAUUACACAUAGAGAGUAAAUUUUAUAAACUGAUGCAGGGAGGCAUUGGUAUACCAGCAAUAAAAUGGUGUGGCUCAGAGGGAGACUACAAUGUAAUGGUAAUGGAACUGUUAGGUCCUUCCUUGGAAGACCUAUUUAACUUUUGUGCUCGUCGUUUUUCCCUCAAGACUGUACUUAUUCUCGCUGACCAACUCAUCACUCGUAUUGAGGACAUUCAUUAUAGGAGUUUCAUUCAUAGAGAUAUAAAACCUGACAACUUUUUAAUGGGCCUUGGAAAAAAAGGAAAUUUAGUGUACAUUAUAGAUUUUGGAUUAGCCAAGAAGUACAAAGACUCACGCACCAACCAACAUAUACCAUACAGAGAAAACAAAAACUUGACAGGUACAGCGAGAUACGCAUCAAUAAACACUCACUUAGGCAUUGAACAAUCACGACGCGAUGAUUUGGAGUCACUCGGAUACGUUCUAAUGUACUUCAACCGCGGCAGUUUGCCGUGGCAAGGUCUUAAAGCGGCGACCAAACGUCAGAAAUACGAAAGGAUAUCUGAGAAGAAAUUAUCAACACCUUUUGACGAGCUUUGCAAAAAUCACCCUAUCGAGUUCCAGCUCUACUUAAAGUACUGCCGGCGACUUCGUUUCGAAGAGAGACCUGACUACGGCCACCUUCGCCAGUUGUUCCGCACGCUCUUCCACCGACAGGGUUUCACUUAUGACUUUGUCUACGACUGGAACAUGCUCAAAUUUGGAGAACCCAUUUACGGGUGAUUUCCAGGACGCCCGGGUAGG
Messenger RNA from Melitaea cinxia (Glanville fritillary), 1095 nucleotides. It is a transcript of the gene dco, whose product is annotated as casein kinase I. Gene Ontology annotation, biological process: peptidyl-serine phosphorylation; signal transduction; endocytosis. Lineage: Eukaryota; Metazoa; Arthropoda; Insecta; Lepidoptera; Nymphalidae. Bases 154 to 1074 code for a protein of 306 amino acids. Gene Ontology annotation, cellular component: cytoplasm; nucleus. Gene Ontology annotation, molecular function: ATP binding; protein serine/threonine kinase activity. The transcript has 8 exons. The record is from RefSeq and is a predicted model, not a curated record.